AUGCAACGCUUUUCUAUCCGUCACAUUCUUCACAUUAAGGACACUGAACUAGUGCAAUAUGUAAAGCAGCAUCAGCGUCGCGAAGGCGGCUUCGAUUUGGAGGUCGAUGCUUGGGACGAUCUUUCCGAAGAAGAGAGACAUCAGAUAGCACGGCGGCUCAAAAGGCUUCAAGCUGAAUUUGAGAAGACUCCCGAGGCAAAGGACAGCAACAACAAAGGCGCAGCCUUCCGGGAGUUCGUUGAGAAGAGGAAACAGCGCAAUUUGGAGGUUGGAUGCACAUGGCCGGGAAUGACAGAAGCUGAGUAUCGGCAAGCGCUCAGCGUGCAGUUCAACCUGGACAAGUACCGUCAUUAUCGAGCUCACCUUGGUCUGCUGGCUCUUGCCCGAGGCAAGCACGGAUUUCCCGAGUACGUUGCCAAGGCUAGGCGCCGUCUAUCUGAAUUUGGCCUCACCCAGACAUUCGAAUUUGACGAAGACCCAACCCGCCAAGACAAGCUGACAACAUGGAUCGAAUAUCUCUAUUACGAGUUGUUGUGGCACGAUUACCAUGAACGUUCCAUUAAUCGGAUGCAAAGAGAGUAUGACGAAGCCUGGGAAAAGCUCGUUGCCUCAAGAGUUUUACAGUCGAUGAAGACGGACGAGACACUGCGAACAACUGAGUCCAUACUCCAGCGUGCAAGCGAGAGACAGCAUGCUGAACAGGCUUUGGCGGCUGCUGAAGAGCUGCUAGAAAGGCAUUAUUGGAGACCGCCAAAGCUAUCCAUGGUGGUUCGAGUCUUUCUCUCCAGCAGCGGAAGCAAAGAUUAA
Messenger RNA from Thermochaetoides thermophila DSM 1495, 807 nucleotides. RefSeq lists its product as uncharacterized. Bases 1 to 807 code for a protein of 268 amino acids. The transcript has 2 exons. The record is from RefSeq and is a predicted model, not a curated record. Lineage: Eukaryota; Fungi; Ascomycota; Sordariomycetes; Sordariales; Chaetomiaceae.